Messenger RNA from Solanum tuberosum (potato), 1102 nucleotides. Its product is annotated as stearoyl-[acyl-carrier-protein] 9-desaturase 6, chloroplastic-like. Gene Ontology annotation, biological process: fatty acid biosynthetic process. The record is from RefSeq and is a predicted model, not a curated record. The coding region runs from base 162 to 1010 and encodes 282 amino acids. NCBI's taxonomy places the organism in Eukaryota, Viridiplantae, Streptophyta, Magnoliopsida, Solanales, Solanaceae. The transcript is spliced from 2 exons. Gene Ontology annotation, cellular component: chloroplast stroma. Gene Ontology annotation, molecular function: stearoyl-[ACP] desaturase activity.
CUUGGGUUUCCAAAAAUCUCCUCGAUUUUCCCAAACCCGUAGAGAAAUGUUGGCAGCCUAGUGAAUUUCUCCCUGACCCUUCUCAAGGGUUCGAUGGAUUUAACGAAGAGGUUUGGGCACUAAGACAACGAGUUUUAGGGCUUCCGGACGAGUAUUUUGUUAUGCUUGUGGGUAAUAUGCUAGCUGAAGAUUCAUUACCUACUUAUCAAACCAUGAUUAAUACGUGGGACGGAGUGCGCAAUGAGACUGGGUCUAGUUCAUGUCCAUGGGCAAUCUGGACUCGGUCAUGGAAAAAGAGGAAGAAAAGGAGGAAGAAAAGGAGGAAGAAAAAGAGGAAGAGGGAAAAGAAGGAGAACCGACAUGGUAAUUUGCUACGAACUUACAUUUAUCUUUCAGGCAGAGUUGAUAUGAUGAUGAUUGAGAAGACAAUGCAAUAUACUAUUCGAGCUGGAAUGGACAAUGGAACAGAGAACAAUCCAUAUAUGGGCUUUGUGUAUACAUCAUUUCAAGAGCGAGCAACAUUUUUGUCGCAUGGCAAUAUGGCUAGGCUAGCUAAAGAGGCCGGAGACCCUGUACUAUCCCGUAUAUGUGGAACCAUUGCAGCAGAUGAGAAGCGGCAUGAGAAUGCCUACAUAAAAAUUGUUGAGAAAUUGCUUGAAGUGGAUCCAAAUACAACUAUGUUAGCCAUUGCAAACAUGAUGAAGAAGAGAAUUGUGAUGCCACAACAUCUCAUGUAUGAUGGGCAAGAUUCGAAUUUAUUUGAGAACUACUCCGCCGUUUCCCAAAGGCUAGGGGUUUACACAACUCGUGAUUAUGCUGAAAUAGUAGAGUUUUUUAUAACACGAUGGAAAUUGGAAAAGCUUGAAGGCUUGACAGGGGAAACGAGGAGUGCACAGGAUUUUGUUUGCAAAUUUCCACUUACAGUUAGGAAGUUGGAAAAUCGAGCCAAGAAAGUAGAACCACGUCGAGUGAAAUUUAGUUGGAUUUUCAAUAAAGAAGUGAGUGUUUAGAUGAAUUGAUCAUUUGAAAGAAGUAUGUAAACCAAAAGCUUAUCCUUUCACUAAUAGCCUUUUUGGCUAAGCUAUAUUAAUAAAUCUAUAUU